GAUAAAGCAGCGAUUUAGCUGAAACAACUGCUACUAUUAAUAAAGUGACAUAUUAUAUUUGCUGCGAGUGAAACAAGAAUUUAUCAACGAACGAAAACAAGAAAAACACAAGCGAAGAAUUUUUCUCAUCAUAUGUCAUAGCGCAUCGAACUCUCUAUUUAUUUAAUAUUUAAUAUAUUCUAUUUAUGAUGUCUCCUUCUUCAUUCAACUCUCAAGUUAUUUAUUUGAUUUUAUUUAUCGGGGCAUCGCUGCUUCAGAUGUCUGCAUCACUGUCAUCAAAACAUAUACAACGUCGCCAAGAACUUUUAUUAAGAAACUUUGAAGAAUUAAGUAAAGCAUCAAGCGAGGCGACCAUCCACACGAUUCGACCGCAAAGAAUCGACAGGAACGGUGGCUUUAUUGAAUUCGCGACACUCGACCCAAUUUCAUCAAGGUCCGGUGGAAAACUACGUAAACGACGCAGUGUCGAAGCUACUAACGUUCUAGACACGCUGGACGCAGCGGCUGCCACUGCAGAUGGCAACCACGAAGUAUUUUACGAUCUCGGGGAAGCUCCCGGUUCACCGCUGUCCGGAGCCAAGCUUCGACUAACAAGAAAUUACAAACUUGUCUCGAAAAACUUUGUCGUAGAGGAACGAUCAAGGGCAGGAAAGAUCCGUUCGAGGCAUACUAAGCUGGAAGAAUGCCAUUAUGUUGGAGUAAUCCAUAACCAUAAUAGUUUCUCAAAAGUCGCACUCAGUCUUUGCAACGGAAUGCAAGGUUUGAUUACGAAAGACGACGAUACUUUUUUCAUUGAACCCAAAUGGAAUCACACGAGUAACUCAACGUCGUCAGAAUUUUCCACAACAGCUUCACCUCAAGAAGUUGAAGAAGGUCAUCCUCAUGUAAUCGUCAAGAGAUCCGCAAUCCGGAGGUUGAUGGAAAAAACUGAAAACGAUGACGAGCUUGGUCAUUGUGGAAAUGCAGAAGUCGAUUUAAAAAGUAAACAAGAAAAAGCACCCAAAGAAGAAUCCUCGUCAAGCCACAGAUCGCAUCAUCAUAAGAAACAGUUUGAAGACUUGGACUUUGAAUCUUUAUCAAACCACCGAACCAGCGCUGGUCGCCGUCGGGGUUUGGAGGAAGAUUCGACCGAGGAAGUGACAAAUGAAGAAGAUAUCGCGAAGAGUCGAGGGAAGAGAUCCAUCAGCACUGAAAGGAAUGUUGAAACUAUGGUAGUCGCUGAUAAAAUGAUGAUGGUAACUCACGGGAAGCAAGAGUUGGAAAAAUACAUCUUAACCAUCAUGAACAUUGUUGCUAGUUUUUACCACGACGCAAGCAUCGGGAACGCAAUCAACAUUAUCAUCACAAGAGUUAUAAUCCUCACAGAGGACCAGCCCAACUUGGAGAUAAGUACCCAUGCCGGGAACACACUCAACAGUUUCUGCGAAUGGCAAGCGGGUGUUAACAUUAACUCCACUGGAGAUUCGUCGGACAGCGGACUUGCCCAUCACGACAACGCUGUCUUACUUACUGGAAACAAUAUUUGUGCGAACGAUUUCGCCCCAUGUGCAACGCUUGGAAUGGCAAACGUUGGCGGGAUUUGCGAAAACGAAAGAAGCUGCAAUAUCAACCAAGAUACUGGCUUGGCUUCAGCAUUUACUAUUGCACAUGAAAUCGGCCACAACUUUGACAUGGAACACGAUGGGACAAACAACGACUGUGGGCCCAGGAAUGGCGAACCCUCACAAAUCAUGUCGCCCCAGUUGACCAAAUAUACAAGCCCGUUCAGUUGGUCUUCUUGUUCAAAAAAAUACAUCACAGAUUACCUUGAUUCCGGAUCUGGCGAUUGCCUUUUAAACACGCCACCACAAAGAGAUUUUGACUUUCCUUCGGAGUUACCCGGCCAGUUGCACGAUGCUGACGAACAAUGCAGGCUGCAGUACGGUGCCUCGUCCAGACAAUGUAAAUACGGGGACGUAUGCAGAGAAUUGUGGUGUAUCAGUAAACUCGGAUAUUGCGUCACAAACAGCAUGCCAGCCGCUACAGGAACCAACUGUUCUGAAGUUAACCGAGGGUGGUGUUAUCGUGGACAUUGUGUGCCAUACGGUUACCGUGCUGAUUCAGUUGACGGUCAAUGGGGCGAAUGGACAUCAUGGGGCGAAUGCUCAAGAACUUGUGGGACUGGUGUCAGUUCUUCCCAUCGUAGUUGUGACAGCCCUGCUCCAGAACACGGCGGCAAAUACUGCUUGGGUGGUCGGAAGAGAUACAGAUCGUGCAACACACAGGAGUGCCCGAAUCCUAAAAGUGACUUCCGACAAGAGCAAUGUGCACGUUUUGACACUGAGCCGUUUCAAGGAAGAUAUUUAAAUUGGAUCGCUUUUGAUGGAGGUUACCAAGUUAAACCAUGCGCAUUGAACUGCAAACCAGAAGGAUACAGCUUUUAUGCUGAACGAGCCGGAGCCGUUAUUGACGGUACACGAUGUUUUUCAAAUUCUCUUGACAUGUGCAUCAACGGCGAAUGCCACCACGUCGGUUGUGACCACGUAUUACACUCGGAUGCUGUUGAAGAUAAAUGUCGAGUGUGCGGUGGAGACGGAAGCACUUGUCGAACCGAAGCUGGUGUUUUCAAUCUUCCUGUCACUAGAACACAAUACCAAGAAGUAAUCACCAUUCCAAAAGGCUCAGUUAACAUUUUCAUUCAAGAAUUAGAAAUUUCUGUUCAAAACUAUAUUGCUUUAAGAAAUACUCGCGGAGACGAAUACAUUAACGGUGGUUGGGCGAUUGACUGGCCACGAAAAUUCGACAUUGCCGGAACCACCUUUUCGUACAAACGACCAGCUGGAGAACCGGAGUCGCUACAAGCACUUGGGCCAACCACUGAAGACCUUGUCGUCAUGAUGCUUCUUCAAGAACCAAACAGAGGGUUAAGAUAUGAAUACAAUGUCCGUGUUGAACGUGAAGGUAGUGCUGGCGCUGAAUCUGCGUUUUUAUGGAGUCAUGGCGACUGGAGUCCGUGUACAGCAUCAUGUGCCGGUGGAACACAGCGACGACCUAUUGAAUGCAGAAGAGUUGAUGAUGAUACAGUUGUACAACACAGCUAUUGUAACUCUGACACGAUGCCAUCCGAGCAAGUACAGACAUGCAACGCCGAGCCUUGCCCCGCACGAUGGAUAACCGGGUCGUGGGGACAAUGCAGUCGUUCAUGUGACGGCGGCCACCACGUUCGAACCGUGGUCUGUAUGCGUGCCAUCACACAAACCGAGGACGAGGUGGUUGAUGAUAGAUACUGCACAGACAGGAAACCCUGGUCCACCGGUUCAUGCGGUACUGAGGCUUGCCCUGCUCGAUGGCAUACAGGAGAUUGGUCACGGUGCAACCCUUCGUGCGGUGCCGGGUGGAAAACACGAGUGGUCACGUGUGCAUCAGCAAAUGGUGACGAAACUUAUGAUGACAGCCAAUGUGACGUCAACCAAAAGCCAACAGUGAAGGCACACUGCAUGGGCAGAGCAUGCAGAGCGAAAUGGGUCACUUACAAAUGGGGACAGUGUUCCGCGACUUGUGGCCGAGGUACGAAACGACGAAGAGUUGUGUGUAUUGACCCAGUCACCAACAGAGCUUCCAACACCUGCUCUCGUAAUAAGAAACCGAAGACAACGGUAUCUUGCUCAAGUAGUUCACCAAGCUGUGUUCGAUCCCCGGUUCGUGCCCCUGCUGCUGGUCGAUGUAUUGAUGACCCUAGUGUGGCAUACUGCCCGUUGGUUCUACAGUUCCAUUAUUGUAACCGAGCUUACUUCCGCAAGGCAUGCUGUGCCACCUGUUCCAAAAGCCGGUGAUAAAGUGCCAUCUUACCUCAAUCGCCACUUCUUGUGGAAUCCUUCAAUAUACGACGCCAAAAAAGCUUGGCAUGCUUUGGAAUAAGACACAAGGCAAAUCGGUUCACUGUGAGGAUCAAAGAGGUGAAGUACAAGAGGGUGAAAAAACGACAGUAAAACUUCUUGUACUUCAAAGAUACGAUGAUACAUACCAAGUAGCGUUUUACGAUGUAUUAAUUCAGCAUUCGCGUGUCUUACCGCCAUUUUUAUGUUUAUGCGGUACAGCUAUAUUAUCGUUUUGUAUACACUUUUUAUACAGCACUUACGGGUUGAGCCCUGGCCUGCGCUUAUUACAUAUUAGCUACCUUUCUACCUACGUUUCCCUUCUUAAUUAUGCGCCCGUUUUUAACUAUAAAGUUGUUCUAUUUUUUCAAUUUAUCGUGCGUUUAUAAUAUGUAAUGAUUACCAGUAAAUAGAUUUUAAGACGCUUUUAUUAUUUGUUGUUGCCUUUGUUUGCGCUGUUACAAGUGUUGGUGCUGAUAAGAUGCCUUACAGUCCCCAGCAUCUCUUGGUAUUUUGAAAGUUCAAGUUUCUCUUGAAAUGUGAAAAGGCUUUUGUGUUAUCGUCGUGCCUACUUACAGGCGCAUAUGUUAUGUUCCUAUGUUCACGGUACUAUACUUGUAUUGUUGUAAUCGUUUUUUUUAUUUUGCAACCCGCGGUGCGGCAUUAAUGCUAUCUCUAACAUUUUGGUGCAUAUUGCAUCAAUUGAUUUAUUGUGUAUUUUUAAUGCCGAUGACAGCUAAUUGAAAACGUUUCAAUACAACUCUUUUCACAAUAUA
This is a messenger RNA of Ciona intestinalis (vase tunicate), 4630 nucleotides long. RefSeq names its product A disintegrin and metalloproteinase with thrombospondin motifs 6. NCBI's taxonomy places the organism in Eukaryota, Metazoa, Chordata, Ascidiacea, Phlebobranchia, Cionidae. Gene Ontology annotation, cellular component: extracellular matrix. The record is from RefSeq and is a predicted model, not a curated record. Gene Ontology annotation, biological process: extracellular matrix organization; proteolysis. Gene Ontology annotation, molecular function: metalloendopeptidase activity.